UAAUAAUCAACAAUUAUUACAAAGAAUUUGAUGAAACAAAAAAAAAAACAUGGAUAAAUUAUUGGUUUCAUGUAGUGAAGUUUGUCAAGAGAUAACUACUAAAAUUAAAGGAAACAUACCUGAAUGGUUAAAUGUUGAAUUAAUACGUUUAGGACCAGGAAAAUGGGAUCUUGAUGAUGAAUUUGUAUUGAAUCAUUGGUUGGAUGGUUGUGCAUUAUUAUGUAAAUUUUCCAUCAAACAUGGUUGUGUAAAAUAUGUUUCGAAAUUUUUAGAAUCGGAUGCCUAUAGAAAAAUGAUGAAAGUAAAACGACCAAUUUAUACUGAAUUUGGUACACGUGCAUUUCCUGAUCCAUGUAAAAAUGUAUUUAAUCGUAUAUUUUCACAAAUUGUACCAUCCGAUUUAACUGAUAAUGGUUGUAUAAAUGUUUAUAAAUUAUCAAAUGAAUAUUAUGCAUCAUCCGAAACAUGUAAUAUUUGGCGUAUUUGUCCAAAAACAUUGGAUGUUAUGAAAAAGAUUAAUUUGGAUAAAAUUGUUGGCGUAAAUCUUGCUUGUUCACAUGUACAAUAUAUGUACAAUGAAAAUUAUGCCUAUAAUCUUAGUUCAAGUUUUUUAACAGGAAUGAAAUAUCAUUUAAUUAAAAUUCCAUUGUUUCAUUAUGAUGAUAAUGAUGAUAACAAUAAUAAUAAUAAUAAUAAUGAUAAUGAGAAAAGCCUAUUGGAACAAUCAACAAUAUUAACAUCGAUUUGUUCACGUUGGACAACAUGUAUUGCUUAUUAUCAUAGUUUUGGUAUAACAAAAAAUUAUAUAAUUUUUAUUGAAUUACCAUUAUUGGUGAAUGGUUUGAAAUUGGCAACCUGUACACCGAAAGGACGACCAUUAAAAGAUUGUUUUGAAUGGCAUCCAAAUGAACGAACGAAAUUUUUCAUAAUCAAUAAACAAAAUGGUCAAAUUGUACAGAAAUAUUAUUCGAAUGCAUUUUUUUAUUUUCAUAUGAUAAAUUCAUAUGAAGAUAAUGGUCAUAUUGUUGCCGAUUUUAUGGCAUAUAAAAAUCCAACAAUUUUAGAUAAAUGGGAUCUACAUCAGAUGCGUAAAAAUAUUUAUGAUGAUGAUAAUCAAGCUGUACCGACAAGAUUUGUAAUGCCAAUUGUAAACAUUAAUGAUAUAAAAUUGGGUGAAAAUCUUGUUACAUUGGCUAAUACUAAUGCAACGGCUAUUUUAAUGGAAAAAGAUUUGAUAAUGUUAACAGGUGAAUCACUAUGUAAGCCUGGUUUCGAAUUACCAACAAUCAAUUAUCGUCGAUUUAAUGGCCAUAAAUAUAAAUAUUGUUAUGGUAGUGGAAUUUUUGAACAGGGUAAUUUUUCUCGUUCAAUUUGUAAACUAAAUGUUGAAGAUAAAUCCGUUUUAAUAUGGAAAGAUACGGAUGAUUUUUUCCCCGGUGAAUGUAUAUUUAUUGCAAGACCAGGAUCAAAUGAUGAAGAUGAUGGUAUAUUAUUAUGUUUAGUUUUAUCCGGAAAUGAAUUAUUACCACAUUAUUUGCUUAUAUUGGAUGCACGUACAUUUACUGAAAUUGCACGUGCAGAAGUGGCUACCGGUACUGGUAUUAUUCCACCAACAAUACAUGGUGUUUAUGAUUAUGUUGAAUGAAUAAUGAUGUUGAUGUUUAAUUUUUCAAUUUAUCCGUUAUAAUUAAUUAAUUUUUUUCCGUAUAAAAUAACAAUAAAUAAUUCAAUUAAUUAGUGCCAAUUGAAUUUUUCUUUUUUGUUUUUCAUUUGCUAAUCACACGCGUGUUAUUACCAUGGUCAACACCCAUGUGAAAUAAAAUGAUACGUUCCAUGUAAUUUUUUCUGUUUUGUUUUGUCUCAUAUAAUUUAUCAUUUCAUUGUUAGCCAUUAUUAUUAUUGCUGACAACGAAUAAAUAAGUCACGAUUACCACGAUGAUGCUUUGUGUUCUUUUUAAUUCGUGAACAAAUAAAAAAAAUCAGCUGAUGAAUAUAUAAUAAUUGAGCAACGCCAACAAUACAGAAAUACAGAAAAACGAGCCCUGUAUUUCUCUUUUUUCUUCUGUUACAUACAAUAUAUCCAUAUUUUUUUUUGUAAAUAAAUGAUAUUUGCGACGAAAAAAUUCCAUUUCAUUCAUGAUGGAUUUUCUGUUUUUCCUUUCUACUCACCUGUUGUUGGUUAUUGGAGACGUCAUAAG
Messenger RNA from Dermatophagoides pteronyssinus (European house dust mite), 2198 nucleotides. It is a transcript of the gene ninaB, whose product is annotated as neither inactivation nor afterpotential B. Gene Ontology annotation, biological process: carotene catabolic process; retinal metabolic process. Gene Ontology annotation, molecular function: carotenoid dioxygenase activity; beta-carotene 15,15'-dioxygenase activity. Lineage: Eukaryota; Metazoa; Arthropoda; Arachnida; Sarcoptiformes; Pyroglyphidae. The record is from RefSeq and is a predicted model, not a curated record.